UCUAUGGCCGGGCGGGGCCGCGCGCUCAGAGCGGGGCGGGCGCGCGCCGGGGGCGAGGCGCGAUGGAGAGGCCGCGGAGGGCGGUGGUGGUCACCGGGUUUGGGCCGUUCGGAGAGCACGCUGUUAACGCCAGUUGGGUUGCAGUCCAGGAACUGGAGAAGCUUGGGCUGCGAGAUGACGUAGAUCUGCACGUAUACGAAGUCCCAGUUGAAUACCAGACAGUGCAAAGACUAAUUCCUGCCUUAUGGAAAAAGCACAGUCCGCAACUGGUGGUUCACGUGGGUGUCUCGGGGAUGGCCACCACUGUCACGCUGGAGAAGUGUGGCCAUAACGUGGGCUACAAAGGCUUGGACAACUGCCGCUUCUGCCCGGGCUCUCAGUGCUGCGUGGAAGGUGGCCCGGAGUGCAUCGAUUCCAUCAUCGACAUGGACACGGUUUGCAAGAGAGUCUCAGCACUGGGGCUGGACGUCACGGUCACUAUAUCGAAGGAUGCUGGCAGGUACCUCUGUGACUUCACUUACUACACUUCCUUGUACCAGAGCCGUGGGAGGUCAGCUUUUGUUCAUGUGCCUCCGCUGGGAAAACCAUACACUGCAGAACAGCUGGGUCGGGCCCUACAGGCUAUCAUAGAAGAAAUGCUUGAUGUUUUGGAGCAUUCGGAAGACAAAAUCAAUUGUCAGCAUGAACACUGAAAGGGGGCAGAAGCCCUCCUAGUAUUGCACUUCCAAAACUUCCCCUGCUACAGACGUACUGGGGAAAAUGGUCUGAAACGUACAGAACGAGAAUUGGAGACCUCAAAAAAUGAAAAUUCCACUUCUAGAAAUUGACGUUUUUUUUGUCAAAUGUGCACAUUUCAGCCUAGGCGACGAAGGAUUCGAGAUCUCUUCUUUAAAACACCUGCGACCACUCAUUCCUGAAGUGUGUGUGUGCGCUGUGCUUUAUCCAGAGCUUGUCUGUUGGUCCAGUGACAGCUCCCGACCAGUCUCAUGCUGUGCAGAGGGAAAGUUUCUCACCUGGACUUGGCGUUCGGGUGCAGGGAAUUAAUAACUCCGUCCUCUGAUGACUAGUUCUUAAGUCGAAAGCUUUGCUUUCAUUUUGCUUUGUUUUUUUUUUCCCUCUUUGGCCCGAAUUAUAGGUUCUGAUGUAAGAGUAUAACUGAGGAUGGCAGGAGUGGAGUGGGUUUGCCUGUUGUAAAAGUUUGUUGGAGCUGAGGAGUCUUCAAAAUUGCUUUUGAAAUUGAAAGCGCAUUUUAGUUGCUGAUCUCUCGUCCUGCUUCUCCAAGUAUUAGUCGGGUCCUCGUUGAUGUGCUGGUUAACUGCUAGCUGCAGAUAGCAGGGGGGUGGUUUGGGCUCCUUUUGUUGCAGGAGAUCGCUGGUUUUAGAUACCGUACGAACCUACCUUGCGCCAAAUAUUUCCAAAUGUCUUUUUUUAUGAGGCUCUCGAUGCCACCUUCCUCACUCAAAUCAACCAUAUACCUCCUGUACAAAACACAUUGUUUCAUAUGUGUAUAAAGCAAAUCAUUAGCGGUUAAAUAGCUUUGCUAAAGGCCACUUUCUCCACAGGAGAUCUUUAUCGUAGACUCUUGGUGCUAGCUGUUAUUUUUAAGGUGAAGGCUGACUAAUUUAUAACUUCCUUAGCUAUGAACUUUCGUUCUCGUUAAAGGUUAGGCAAAGAGUAAUGUUUAACUUAAAUUCUGAGUUGCCGCCUUGAUUUAUUAUAGGCAUAAAUAUGCGAACGUGUGGAUUCAGAGACGUUCUGCCAAAUGAGAUCUUCUAAAAUCCUAAACCUCCUCCCCCUGUCUGGGAACCAGAGGCAAUGAUUUGAGAACCAGGAAUGCUGCUUAGGGUGAGUGUUCCCGGCUGUUUGUUAGUGCCCCCCUCCCAAUGGGAGGGUACGAAGCACUGCUUCUGGUGGGGGCUUUCCCAGGAAUUCCCUUGGGAAAGCGUACCUGCAGGUUCUGAGCAGGACUUUAAACGUUUCUGACACUUGUCACGUAGGUUUGGUUCCAAAUUACAAGACUCCAGUGAAAGACAGGUGAUGUUAGGUGGGAACAGACCCCAAACUGGUCGUUGAUGGCCAGUAGGUCUUAUCAAGGAGCCAUUUAAAAGAAGAGGUCUGUGAUUUGAUUCUAAUGCUAUUACAGAUAUAUAUAAAUAUAUAUAUAUAUAAAGCAGCUUUUUGAAAUGUUGUAGAAUAUCCUUAUUUUAAUUUUUUUCUAAUUAUGAACGAUUCUGCUAUAGUAUCUCUCAGUGAGAGCUGCCACUAACGUGCUGUUUUCCAGUAGAAGUCUAGUGAUGACAGAGGAAAUGCCACUUCUCCUCGGAAGCCUUGCGCAAGGGCGAAGCCUUCUGCAGUUGCAGUAACUUCGCCAAGGGGAUCUGGGUAUGAAGAUGUUUGGUUUACCGAGGAAAUUCCCUCUGUACUUAGUGUACAGGCUUUCCUGAUCAAAAGAGUUUGCCUUCAAAGUCAAUGUUCUCUUUUGCUUUCGAAGUAGCACUUAUCAGAUCGUCGGCAGGCAGGCAGGCUUUCUGAUUAGUAAUUUAUUAUAUUUAAUAUUUUGUUUAAAUAUUCGUGACUUGACACGGUUUUGCAAAUAGUUGAGCUACUUAUCCCCUCGUAGAGUUCUUCCUUUAUCUGCUAAGAAGUUCUUUGUCUUCGGUGUAUCCUAGCUGCUAAACUUUUAAGAGAUUUGUGUACCUGGCUACGUUCAGCGAUCAAUUUAAGUCAUUUUCAGUGUUGCUAUUUAAUUUCCGUGUGAUGUAGUCGUGGAUGAAAGGGGAGUGGGAGACCGAUGGCUGUGGGAAAUGCCCACGGGGUCGAAGCAGGCGUAGGACCCACAGUGUUCGUGUGUCGAGGCAGGAGGGAUGAUGCAGAUCCCUGCCUGGCCUCGAGCCCUGUCCACAAGCAGAGUCCAUUUGUCCCCUGAGUUUCAGCAUGUUCCUGCUGCUCGUUCAGGCUUCCUUUGGGACCACCUGGGACAUCCCUGCCGGGAGCACGGCGCAGUUCACCCGGGGAUGCUCGUGGUGGGCUUGAGGAAGCUCCGAAACGCACCAGCAGGGAAGGCAGCGGCUGCUUUUGGGGAUGUGGCUCUGCAAAUUAGCUUAAUCAGCCCUUGGGGUAUUUCCUGCUCAGCGUCUGCCCUCUUCCCAGAAGUGUCUCGGGUCCUCUCAGGGGGAAAGCCUUGAGCUGGCUCCUGUGACUUGUGUUUGUCCGAGGCCUGCGGUAGCUGACCUGCUGUGUGCCACUGUGGACAUCUCAUUUUCAGAAAUACUUGGAGCAUUCCUUGCAGCCUUUCCUCCUAACCCAUUUUCGUGAAGCUCCCCCGUGGCCGGGUUCUUAGAAAGCAUAAUUUAUUUUAUAAUCUUCUGGCUUUUUGAGAAGUAGUCCUCAGAGAUCAUGUUUGUAAGGGGUGUCUUGGUGGUAGAGAGAUUUUGUAUAGUGAAACUUUUUAAUGCCAUUAAGCUAAUUUUAUUUAAUCUGCCCUAAAUUAAAUAAUUUUUUUUUGAAAGCUUUUUGUUAAAUCCAUUAAUUCUUGCCACUUUUCGUGUAGGAGCGUAUUUUCUUUGGAAGUAUCACAUAAAAAUGAUGCAGAGCUUCAAAGAGCUGAUGCUUUGUGUACUGCUUACUGUCUGCUUUCUCUUCCAGAUCAUCAAUAAAUAGAAUUUGCUAAUUUGCACUGACUGGGAGACCUGCUGCCGACUACAAAAAGCUUUUGUGCUAGUGAGUAAGCGUAGGAAGUUCAGGUUUAGCGUUAAUUACAGUGCCUGCAAUUUAUAACAUGUGAAAGCUGAUGAAGUUUUAGGGUCCUGUGACUGCAGAAUUGUCUCUGGUGAUGCACGUCACCGAGGAACGGGGGUGAGAAUAUUUUGUGUGUUAAGAGAGAAUUGGGGAGGUUCCAAUGUAUCGGGUCUGAUGUCAUUUUAUCUGCUUGCCAACAGCGUGGAGUAGGAAUUGGCUCGUGUGUUGGUGAGGUUUGGUGAUGACAAUUUACUUGUUUCAGUUCUUAAAUGCUGUGGAGGACUUUGAGGAGCUCCAGAUACCCGGAUACUCCUUUGUCGCUUGGUGAUGUGGUGUCAGGAGAUUCUUCCUUUGAAUUAAACCUGGUAAUCUCUUAUGAGACACUGCAAAAACAGAAAAAAAAAAAGAUCCUGUGAACUUGAAAGCUUCUUUGCCUUGUGGGGAUGUGACUGAAGGCAAACACAGAAGCUGUUCGUAUUUUUGGGGCACCUCUGUGCCAAAAUCCAUAGGAAUCCCACGAAGGAGUUUACGCUUGUUUGGAGUAUUCCCCAAUCUGAUUGCCUCCUCUUAAACGUGGUGGAAGUGGGAAGGGAUGAAAAGGUCAUGAGGAUGGUUAGAGGUGGUGAGAGUGGUUGGGACAUGAUGCAGCCGAGGGCUGCUUGGCUCAGGAGUCCCUCGCGGAGGGACCUGACUGAGGCCGUUCAGAAGUUUAGGGCUUGAUGAACUCUAGCUUGCUCUGCUUUCACCCCAAAGACGAGGCGUCCAGAGUAAAUGUAGCAGGAACGCUGCCUCCUGGCAGAAAUGGGGAAGGCGUUGGUCUGCAGGCAGCCCCGCACCGUGCUGCGGCACUGGGAGCACUGGGACGGCCGCGCUGAACCGGCUCCGUCUUGCGGGGUUGCGCCGAAAUGCGUGGUAAGUCCGGUAGGAAACUGACCUCGUGUUUACUCACCUAGGCUUAGAUGUAGCAUCCAAACUCCGUGCGUCUCUCCUGCUGUUGUGCAGGCGAUAUUUAACCUCCCAGUGCCUCGGUCAGCUGGCAAAAGGGGAUUUGUUGCGGGCCGCUCAUGGCGUGCCAACUGGACAGCACAGACUCCCCGUGUCACUGUUCCUGUUAACGAGAAGUCUGAAAAAGUUAGAAUUACUGAAAUUUCUCCUGGUACUCACAUAAUCUUCAUUUAAUUGUAGUAUUUGUUGACCUCGUGUGCGGUCUUUCCUAGGUGGUGUAGGGAAGGAGUGGCAGGAGGCGCUGCUCAAAAGCAAAAGGAGGAAAACCUGGGGUGAGUUCAGCUGCUGAUCCCCCGCUAACACGAGAGCCUGGAGCAGCUGUCACGACCUGACCGUGGUAUUCCAUGGUUUAAUUAGUCGUGACUUGUGCAUCUUCUUUAAAUUACAGCGUGUUUCUGACUCUAACCACACGGUCUGUGCUCAGACACCGAGCUGCUCUAAAAACGAGCGGUGGUGUUGGACUGGAAACCAGGACGUUUUAGGUGCAGGCAGUACGCUGGUGUGGCGGUGUUUUUGGUUUUUAAUUCUGACUUUCAGAUCUCAUCCUGCAGUGCAGACGUUAAAAUUAUUGCCGAUUUAUUUGUACUCCUAGAGCGUACUUCCACCAAGUAACCUCAUUCCUGUUGUCUACUUGCUUCGAUACGCUAUCCAAUAAUAAUAUUUUGAUGAGAAAUUUCAGAGUUGCAGAGGCUUUUUUCAAGUAUUUUUUGUUGGCUUGGAUAAAAUACCCCUAGUUGCUACUGUAAGUACCCGUCUUAAAAUAACAUAGGUGGAUUUGUCCUUUUUUGCACCAGAAACCCCAAUGUUUUGUGGUAUAAAGUGCACUUUUUCUUAAAACUUGUCUUCAUGUCUGAUUAGUGUCUUAUGUGACUGAAGUGAGAUUCUGCUGAACGAAGCAGAAACGAAGCUGAGGACGUCGUUAAUUCUUCUUUGUAUUAAUUAAAACCCGAGAUCUGCUUCUGGUCCGUCUGCUUUAAGACAAAGUAGGGAACAAAAUGCCUCCCCGUAGGUAGGAAUUAAAUAUAGGAAAUGAAACCGUACACUGCCCUUAAAUGAAACUCCGUGCUACUGAAGUACACGUUCAGGUUUGAUAUUGCACCAGCUUCUUAAAUUGCAAAUGUUUACUUUGAUUAAACAGGGAGUGCCUUGUCCUGUGCUGGGCUCACUUUUGGGAAGCAGAGCGGUGGCGAUGGGGACGGACGAGCCUUUUGCACGUGGGGUGGGUGGAACGAGCGGGCUUCAUCACCGGGAGAAGCUGCUGGGCUCGCUCAGCACCCCCUUUACCCAAGUAUUCAGAACCUGCACUGAAUCGAGCUCCAGGUUUUCAGAAACCCGCUCAGACGCGAGAAAUUAUAAAAAUCAGAGCAUUUGCUACUUAGUUAAUUAGCUUGGCCAAAUUCUUUGAGGUCAUUCUGUCCGUUCUUCGAGGUGACACAUUUCUUCUGGGCUCGGAUGUGCAUGGUCCAGCAUCACUCCUCCUUUCGGGUCCUCUUUUCGGGUCCUCCUUUUGGGUCCUCCUCUCGUUCCUCGUGGUGAACCACGCGGUGUCUGUCUGGGUAUCUCAGGUGUCGCCAAUCUCAUGCUCAUCAGGGCUCUUGGAGCCACAAUUAGGAAUCCGUCGGGGGCUUCUGUUUUUCUCAGUGUGUUCUUGCAGUGCCUUGUAAACCCAAACAAUCUCGUGUGUCACAAAAGGGCUGUGUAAUAAAGAACCCGUAACAGACUUUCGGCUUGCUAUGACUAGACUGGACUUUGUAACUGAAAAUUUAAACUGAUGUUUCAAAGUAAAUAAAGAGUUUAACUCUGAA
Molecule: messenger RNA, 6548 nt
Organism: Anas platyrhynchos (mallard)
Lineage: Eukaryota; Metazoa; Chordata; Aves; Anseriformes; Anatidae
Gene: PGPEP1
Product: pyroglutamyl-peptidase I
Biological process (GO): proteolysis
Cellular component (GO): cytosol
Molecular function (GO): pyroglutamyl-peptidase activity
Source: RefSeq, a predicted model, not a curated record